This is a messenger RNA of Hyla sarda, 2157 nucleotides long. RefSeq lists its product as uncharacterized. NCBI's taxonomy places the organism in Eukaryota, Metazoa, Chordata, Amphibia, Anura, Hylidae. The record is from RefSeq and is a predicted model, not a curated record. Gene Ontology annotation, molecular function: metal ion binding. The transcript has 3 exons. The annotation marks the transcript as partial. Gene Ontology annotation, biological process: superoxide metabolic process.
AUGGGGGCACCGAGGAGCCUCGCCAACUGGAUGGAACGGCAAUGGGGGCACCACCGGCUGCUUAUCCUGAUCACCGCGCUGCUUCUCCAAGACUCCCAAGGGGAUUUGAUGGCCCAAAUCCACACGGUCGGCACAACGGGCACCAUCUCAAUCAGCACCGACGCGGGGAUCCUGCGCUCCAACCUGAGCGGCACCUGCGGCUCCAUCAGGAUCUUCAUCCAUGAGUUCCCGGUGAUGUACGGCGCCUCGUUGGAUCCCUGCGAUGAGCAGCUCAUUGGUCGCCCCAUUUACAAUGUGACCAUGAAUGCGGUGGGAGAGGUGGUCAUCGAUGGCGCCACAGGAUAUGAUGGACGGGCACUGGUGCUGGAGACCUGCGGCCAGAAGACAUGUGUGAACCUCCAGGAGGGCACCCAAGGCACAUGGCGGGCCACGCUCCGCUCCUUCAUCAUCGGCCCGGCGUACUUCAUGCAGUCGGUGGCACAGGAAAUGGUGGUGGCGGUGGUGGACCUGGCUCUCUUGGAGGGGACGCCCACAUCUAACGCCUCACUGCUGUUCUCUGGUACAUGCCGCAUAGAAGACGGGCACCUCGUUGGGAGCGUUGAACUUGGAAACAGCUGCAGGAUUGUGAGGAGUCGGUUGGCGCUGAGGAACGUUACGGUGAUGCCGUUUCUUCUGGUAAAGUACGAGGAGAGAUGGGCGUGUGCAGAGGUGAAGACAAUCACCCCGAAAGAGGCGGUGGCACAAAUCGGCAUGCUGGGAGUCAGCGGCACCUUCACCUUCAGACAAGAGUCACCAUUUCACCCCACACACAUCACUGUGAACCUAUUCAACCUACAUGGGCAUGCUGCCCACUAUGGGGUCCACUCCCUCCCUGUUCUACCACGUCAGUGGCCUGGGCAGGACAUCUGCACAGGGGCCAAUACUGGGGAGCUGUGGGACCCCCUGAAUGUUCGCCAUGAGUCUACAGCAGGUUGGACUGGGCACAGCUCUUGGCCUUUAGGGGACCUGAGUGGUCGUCAUGGAACAAUUCAGGGGGGGAAGACAUUUCUGGUCGAGCUCAUGGACUGGAACUUACCGCUGUUUGGUAAUAACAGUAUCGUGUGGCGCUCGGUUGUCAUAUACAACACCAGCGGUGAGCCGUGGGUCUGCGGUACCAUCCGGCCGGCAGGAGCUACCAUCAGGGCACACACUGUGUUCCGGAGAGGGGUUAUGGGGCGAGUGAUGUUUCUGCAGGCCUCAGGAGACCCGUACGGGGAGGUCUCUAUCUACGUGGAGCUGACCCAUGGCACCCAAAACAUCAGUCUGGGGCACAACUGGCACAUCCACAACUUUCCACUCCUCACAGAGUCCGAGAGCUGCGCCGGUGCCGGGGGACACUUUAACCCAUACAAUGUACCAGUCAAUAAGAACUAUAGUGAAGGGUGCCAGUCAGUGCGCCCCCUGUGGUGUGAAGCCGGAGACUACGCCUCAAAGCACCGACCUCUUUCCUUCCUCAUGGCAGGUCCGGCAAGACACCUGUUUAUCGAUGAGUCAACGACACUCAACGGGCCGAACUCUAUCAUUGGCCAUUCCAUGGUGAUCCACGGGGCAGGUGGCGCCUCCACCAGGGUGGCCUGUGCCAAUAUCCUCCUCCAGCACAGCUCAGAGGCAAGAACCGCUGCUUGGUUUGGUGCUGGUGGUGCCCAUGGGGAGCUCUGGGCCUCACAAGCCUCUGACCUGGACCCAACACUCGUUCACUUCAGUUUCUAUGGACUGAGGGGCCUCGGGGGCGGGUUCCAUAUCCAUCUACUACCUGUGGGCGGAGCUUCAGAGGAUCCUUGCUCAAACUCUCGGAUUAAAGGCCAUUUUAACCCAUUCAGGGUGGAAGCAUCUACAUCUCCUGCAGCCGGGAAUGGCACAGAUGACGAGUAUGAGGUGGGGGACAUCAGCGGCCGGCGGGGGUCUCUACAUGACAAGGAACAUGUGACCAAACAAUACACAGACACGAACCUCCCACUGUCAGGAACACACAGCAUCCUCGGGCGAUCACUGGUGAUUCACUACGACAACGGCUCCAGAAUGCAAUGUGCCAGCGUCCUGCAGGAGUUAUCCUCGGGUGGAGAAUGGGUCCACGCCACGGCAGAGUUUUCUGGAAAUAUCUCUGGCAGAAUCUCCCUG